AUGGAUAUAAAUUUGGGAGCUGAUGCUGUCGAAGAUGAUUUGGAGAUUAUAGAAAUUAUUGAACAUGGAAUUCCUAGACAAAUUCGUCCAAGAGUGGAUUUAUUCCAGGUGUAUGAUAAUUUACAAUUUUUUCAAAGAUUUAGAUUAACUAAAGAAACCGUUUUGGAUUUACUUCCGCUAAUAGAGCCCUACCUUGAGUUUCCAUAUGAUAUAAACCAUUCAUUGUCUCCAAUGAACCAGUUAUUAAUUUGUUUGUUGGCAUAUUCAUCCAAUAGUCAUAUGAUAAUUAUAUCAGACCUUGCAAAAAUUAGCAAGUCUUCAGUCUCAAGAAUAGUGAAAAGAGUUUCUGUAGCAAUAUCCCGAUUGGCUCCUCGUUUUAUAAAAUUCCCCAGAAAUUUGUUAGAUGUUAAUCAAACAAAAAAUAAAUUUUAUGAUAUUGCUUCUUUUCCAAAUAUUAUAGGAGCAGUAGAUGGAACACACAUAAGGAUUCUAUCACCAGGAGGAGAUGAUGCCGAGGUAUUUAGAAAUCGAAAAAACUAUUUCUCUCUUAAUGUUCAGGUUAUUUCAAAUGCCAAUAUGGAAAUUACCGAUAUAGUUGCAAGAUGGCCUGGUUCAUCUCAUGAUGUAACAAUUUUUAAUAAUUCAAAUAUUAGAAGAGAAUUUGAAAAUAAUCUUCAUAGAAAUUCAUUUCUUCUUGGUAAGGAUAGUGCAUAUCCGGCUAGAGAAUUUUUACUGACUCCACUUCAGAAUCCUAUUACUGAAGCCGAACAACUUUAUAAUGAGGCCCAUAUUAGAACACGGGGUAUAAUCGAGAAACUAUUUGGGGUAUGGAAACGCAGAUUCCCAAUUUUAGCUUAUGGUUGUCGUUUAAAACUACAAACCAUACUUACUGUUAUUGUAGCUACUGCAGUUUUGCAUAAUAUUGCGAGAAAUAUGGGAGAGCCCGAACCCCCUGUACCUGCAGAAAUUGAUGCUCACAUUUUACAGCAGUUAGUAAGGGAAGGUCAAAUACCAGUUGUUCCAAUGGCUAACCAUCAACAAUUUUUAGGUCCACAAGUCAGAAGACACUUAAUUCAAAAUUAUUUUGCAGCAUUAUAA
This is a messenger RNA of Anoplophora glabripennis (Asian longhorned beetle), 1098 nucleotides long. RefSeq names its product putative nuclease HARBI1. Lineage: Eukaryota; Metazoa; Arthropoda; Insecta; Coleoptera; Cerambycidae. The transcript is spliced from 4 exons. The record is from RefSeq and is a predicted model, not a curated record. The coding region runs from base 1 to 1098 and encodes 365 amino acids.